AGAGACGAAGAGAACGCGUGAUGCACGCAUGCCGCCGCGCGCGUUUUCUUCUCUAUAAAAGCCGCUCUCCUCGUCCCGAAUCGCACCACGCCUUAACUCCUCCGCCGCCGUGUGUCGCCCCCACCGCCGCUUCUCCUCCUCCUCCUCCUCUCUCUCUCCGGCGAGAUCUCCGGCGGUCGGACCACGCGACGCGGGAGAUGACUACUUCAAGGCGCCUUGCUGACAGGAAGACUGCAAAGUUCCAGAAGAACAUUACCAAGAGGGGUUCAGUACCUGAAACUACUGUGAAGAAGGGAAAUGACUAUCCAGUUGGACCUCUUGUGCUUGGAUUCUUCAUCUUUGUGGUCAUUGGAUCAUCUUUGUUUCAGAUAAUCAGGACAGCGACGAGCGGCGGGAUGGCAUGAAAACAGAGCUGAUUGCCUGAUUCAAGAGAUUUGUUAUACAUUGCAUCCGAUCCAAGUGGCAGCGGCAACUAAAAUGUUUGGUGUUGUCAGUGUUUUGAAUGCAUUCUCUAUUCUGAAGUAUCGAGUUACAGUGUUAACAGAAUUACCUGUCUUACAAUGUUGAAUGGAUAGUAAAGUAUUACAUUUAUUUAUACCAUUUAUCUCCAGUU
Oryza brachyantha (malo sina) is the source of this 613-nucleotide messenger RNA. RefSeq lists its product as uncharacterized. The transcript has 3 exons. Gene Ontology annotation, cellular component: endoplasmic reticulum. Lineage: Eukaryota; Viridiplantae; Streptophyta; Magnoliopsida; Poales; Poaceae. The record is from RefSeq and is a predicted model, not a curated record. The coding region runs from base 21 to 404 and encodes 127 amino acids. Gene Ontology annotation, biological process: endoplasmic reticulum unfolded protein response.